Messenger RNA from Toxotes jaculatrix (banded archerfish), 5082 nucleotides. It is a transcript of the gene mafk, whose product is annotated as v-maf avian musculoaponeurotic fibrosarcoma oncogene homolog K. The transcript has 3 exons. The record is from RefSeq and is a predicted model, not a curated record. Lineage: Eukaryota; Metazoa; Chordata; Actinopteri; Toxotidae. The coding region runs from base 170 to 739 and encodes 189 amino acids. Gene Ontology annotation, biological process: regulation of transcription by RNA polymerase II. Gene Ontology annotation, molecular function: RNA polymerase II cis-regulatory region sequence-specific DNA binding; DNA-binding transcription factor activity, RNA polymerase II-specific. Gene Ontology annotation, cellular component: nucleus.
AAUUGCUCAAGUUCUCACGGUGACAUAUUGGAGCAUGCAGACGGGCUUAUGUUGUGGCCGCGUAUUCCCGUCAUGUGGGAUAUAAGUUUUGAUCCCGGUUAUGAAAGUUGAUGUUGACUUCGUAGAUUGUUUCGUGCGGACACGUGUUGUGUUGGAGUAACAUAACACAAUGCCCAAAAAGUGGCUCAGAGCUCGGUAUAAGGAAUGUGGAGGAAAAAACAGUGUGUCUUCUGUGAGAUUCUGGCCAGUUGUCUGCAUGCAGGGAAUGACGACUCAUUUCAAGACGAGCAAAGCUUUAAAGGUCAAGAAGGAGGCGGGCGAGAAUGCCCCAGCACUCAGUGACGAUGAGUUGGUGGCCAUGUCCGUGCGGGAGCUCAACCAGCACCUGCGUGGACUGACCAAGGAGGACGUUGUGCGGUUGAAGCAGCGGCGACGGACCCUGAAAAACCGGGGCUACGCUGCCAGCUGCCGCAUCAAACGUGUCACCCAGAAGGAGGAGCUGGAGAGACAAAAGACAGAGCUGCAGCAAGAGGUGGACAAGCUGGCCCGCGAGAAUGCCAGCAUGAGGCUGGAGCUGGAUGCAUUGCGAGCCAAGUAUGAGGCCCUGCAGUGUUUUGCCCGGACUGUGACCCGCGGGCCCCUCUCGCCGGGCAAGGUGGCCACCACCAGCGUCAUCACCAUCGUCAAGUCCGCCAACCACAACAACUCCAGCCCGACCCCGUUCUCAGCUCCCUCCUAGUGUCGACAGGACUGGGCUCUCCUCCUCCUGCCUGGUCCUUCCCGGUUCUGACCCAGCCUGAACCCACUCAUCCUGUACUGAGAGGACGCUCAGUAGAUAGACUGAGGGAUGGAAUGGGGUGGCAAGCUCUAUGUGAUGUUAUGCUGAAUUCACAAUUCUGUCUCCCUCCUUCUGUCUCUCUUACACAAUCUACAUUGUCUGUGCACUGUGCAAAUCCCCCUCCCCGACCCCCAGCACCGGCAGGGUAAUGGGCCUCUGUGACCCUACCUCCCUGACUGAUAGCAGAGAUUUGCUUUUACUCUAGUGUGUAAAAGUGUUUGACAUGCCUUAAUGUGGCAGCACUGGCCUAGGACAACUCUGAUACUUAUUGCUAUUACGCAUAAAACAUGAGAGAUUUAAGUGGUGCAAAUGUGACAGUAGAGCUAUUUGUAAAGCCUUUGCCAAAUCAUAUUUUCUUUAUGUAAAAAUGUCUCAAUGUAAAUUGAGCCUUUCGAAGCUGUUGCCUUAAAAAGGAACUAUGACAGAUCUAUAGAAAUCUCAUACGUAGUUCAACCCACAAAAGAUUUAUCGUUCCAGCUUUGAGGUCAGGUGGAUGCCACCUCGCAGCCACAGUUAACAGCGGUCUGUUGUAGCGUUUGGUAAGAGUGAAAACCUACACGUGGCUCUCUGUGGUCUGAGCUCUGCAUUAUGCAGCUGAUAAUGAUGACCAAUGUUUAGCCAAAGGGCUCUAAUAGUGAUACAGCACUGUUUAUAUUUCUGUCUGCUCGGUGGUCAGUCAUGCCAAAUAAUUUAUUUAGUAUUUAGAAGCUAAUGCUAGCAAACAGUCAAUACUCUCCAGGAAAGGCAUUCAUACAUAUGCUGACAGCAAAUUCAUUUUGUAGAUCAGAAGUUACAUUUUUCAUGUGUUUAAGAACAUUACGAACCUCUACCAUUAGGCCAGAAUUAUGCAACUCUUUGCUAGAAUAUAUUCACUCCCCUUAUUGAAGAGUUUCUUUUGCGCCUUCUUGUCAAUCUACUAGAAACUGCCCAUAGAUUAAAAAAACAAACAAAAAAGCAACAAUUUUCUCACAUCUGCAGGGUGAAUGCUUCAGGCAGAUCAGGCUGAAACGUGUUGUGCACAGUGAGCUAUGUUGUUGAAGAUAUUAGAGGCUGUUGGGAAGGUGCUGCACAUGAUUCUCUUGGUAUCUCUGUGGCCCUUUUGACUCGAGAAAUUGUUCUGAAUUUCUGCUCAUAAUAUUUUGACAUGCAUAUGCCAAACUAUACUUGAUUUCAACAGAUUUUAAAUGCUACUUGAUUGAACAGAUGGGAAGACUAAAAUAUAGAAUUGAAAAGUGAUUAAGGGUCAUUUUGGGAUAGAUUUGUGUGGAUUCAUUAGAUUGCCCGUCGAUCAUUAUAUAGCACUUAUAAGAAAACUGCUAAGAUACAGUAUAAAAGAAAACAAUCCACAGGGAAACUGAUUCUGAAUUACAGUCGGAGAUGACGACAGAUAGAAGCUAUUCUUGCAUUUCUGAAGUUACUUAGGCUUAAGUGCAUGUUGAUUAAAUGUGGUGUGACCACUUAUUGCAAGGUGAAGCCUUAUGUAACUAAGGAUGGUAUACUCUCUGAAAUGUAUGCCACAGCACUUACUGGGUGAUGUUUUGCCUCUUUCCUUUAUAUACCACUCUUUGGUAGGUAAUCCAUAUUGGAUAUAGUGUAAUGAGAGCGGUCCUUACAAGUGAAAUGCAAUUCAACUUACUUCCUGUAUAUUACAGAUUACAGAAAUGAUAAAGCUCCCACUGCCUCCGUUGUUACUUUACAUUGAGAACUCCGUCCAAAUAGAAAUCAUUCCUACUGCUGGGUCACGAGAAGUGCUGCUGCCGGUGUUGGUAACUCUGAAACAGUAGCUAUUUACUUUGCUUUUGACACACUCUUCUGCAAGAGAACUCCUGACACCCAUCUCUAGAAACGGUGGUGUCAUGACAAAUAAAUGCAGUAAACACCUUCCUCCUGUUGUACGUUUUGAGAUAUUUAAAUAUGAAAUUCACUUGAAAUCAAGCCGUUCUUACGGAGGAUCCAUUCCUAAUUUGGAGUGAAGUCAAUAGAGAUUGUUCAUGUCAGGAUUUUCUCUUGGCUAAGAGGACAUGACUGUUCUUCCCCUGUUCCAUAGCUGCAAAGAACAGUAUGGGAAACUUUGCUGCUGUACAACCUGCUGUGAUUUUUAAGCAGGGGCAUUGCUGUGUUCUUACUCUCAUUUUGUAUUUUCACUUGGUUUCUAUGUUGAUACAACCUAUGUUCUCUUUCUGAUACUUAGUUUUAUAUGCAUAUACAGUAUAUAAAAAUAUAUAUAUAUUACAUAUUUUUCUAUAUUUAUGUCUUUUACUAUCCUGGGAGUGGUGUGAUUAUGUAAUCAUUCUUUGAAGUCUAAUUAUGUUGAUGUUGACCCUUUUCUGAAAAAGUUGUAUUCACAUUUACAAUGAGAAAACUAUUCUCAUAACUUAAGUCUUCUUUGUGAGUAUUUAUACACCAUGAAUAGUUCUUCUCAGCACAGUUACUAUUUGUCUAAUUCACAAGUUGGACAGACAGUGAGUAGGGUUACAUACAGGCUGCAGCUAAUUAUCUCUAAACGAUAAAGAAUUAACCGUUUAAAAACAGGGAAAUUACAUUCUAACUGCUAGUUCACACUGUUAGUAAAGAGCACAUGUGCAUCUGUCCUAUUUUACAACAUAGCUUGUAAAUCCUUUAUAAUAUUGGAAUGAAUCAAAAGUCAAUACAGAUUCAAAUGUAAUGAACUGAGAGGUAUCUAUGCAAAGAAUUCAAAUACUUUACAUAAUUUCUGGAUCAUUUAGCUGUAAAUUUAUGUCAAACAUCUACUUUUGGACAUUAGUUGAAGAAUUAACGAGAAUAUUUCAUGUAGAAAAAGAGAAAAUCUGCUCUUAAUAUGGAGAGUUAACCUGCAUGUAAACCUAGUCAGACUUUGUGCUAGAUUUGGUUUACUUUUCUAAAGAUGACAAUUGAGUUCAGUCGACAGUUUCAAAUGAUGAAGAUGAUGAAGAUGGCAAUGCUUUUGUAACUAGUUUCAAGCUGCUAAAGACUGUCCACCCAGACCUGUUAAAUUUAAGGUCACUGAGUCUAGAGGAAUUUAUGGAAACACAUUACAUGUUUACGCAAGUCAUUUUUCAGCACAUUACCUUGCAAGACAAUUAUGCUCAAAGCAUUUUCUGAGAACAUUACAAAAACCUCUUGUGGGAAAGUUUCAAAACUGAAUGCUGUUAAAUGAGACAUUGUCUAAUUUUAGCACUUAUUGCUGUAUUUGGAUCUGAGAUGAAUGCUUUUUAGCAGCAUACAUCAAAAAUAAAACUCUAUGUAUUUCUGUACUGUGCCAUGAUAAAAGACAAACCUCUCUGUAGGUGAAUCAAGUAGUCUGUUGUUAAUCCUACAUUCAGUGUGACCCAGCAGAGGUCCACUCAUGCUCUUAAACACAUGUUGCUCUUAGGUUAUCUUACUGCAAAAGCAAAUGCUGUACUUACCACACAAUUUACAUUUUCUUCAAGGCACUUUUUCACUACAAUAAAAGCAGAGCUGCAAAAAAGAAAAAAAUUUAAAUCAAUUUAGGGAGCAUUAUGUAGACAUGAGUAGUUUAGGGGUGAAAAGAGGCAUAAACAUUACCUACCGUGGAUGUUUACUAAAACUGGUCUGAACAGCCUUCUUUCCUCCCACAGUUGAAGUGAGUGAAGCUUGUUACACCCAGGAUCUGUGAUAGAACUGUUUAAGAUAUCAGUGGUUAUUUUACAUUAUUAUAUUAACCGUAACAAUGCAAUUGUAUGUACAGAGACGAGGUCACUCAUAUAUCUUGACUAUUAUUAUUGUUAUUCAAGGUUAUGGAUUUAGAUUUUUCUUCCUGAAAACAUGUCUUUUGAGUAAAUAAGCUUUCACACACAAGCUUUGCCAGCCCUACAAGCUACAGUAUUUAACUUGUAGAAAGUCAGUUUUAGAAAUUGUAGAUUGAAGAGAUUGUUUGUGCCUAUAAAUUUAGAAUAAGCUCCGUAAUAGUAGGUAUGGAGCAUGUGUAUGGAUUACAUGGUUGUGGGUGAAACUAUGGAUGAAACACAUUGAAUGUUAGUUCAACCGCAGCAGUUUCUUUGUUAAAUUUGUACUUCAGAGAUAAAUGAAUUUCUUUGUUCUAGUCUCGUGGAAACAUAUUGAGGCUUAAUGAGUGACUGUAAACAAGGACAGUAAUAAGGCAGCAUAAACUGAAUAUGUACCCUUCACAGCUUGUCAUUAUUCUUCUCAUAUAUAUUUUAUAUUUAUUUCAUUGAUUUGUGUAAUUUUAUUAAAAAAAAACACCUAAAUUAUUUUUAUUUUAC